AAAAGAUGGCAGCCGUUGUGAAGUAAACUGUCGAUCUGUUAUCGUGUCAACACCCUUUCUCCAAGUUCAAAAUAGUGUAAUCUCAAAUAACCUUAAGGCCAUUCUCGUACCAUUAUGGGAGUUGAAAGGACGUGGUUCAGGCUUGGAUAUCAUACUGUAACAUAACAGUAAUAUUCCUGUUCACAGUAUGGCCCAUAUCAAGACGUACUGUCGUAUCCGGCCAACACCAAGUUUGUCACAGUGUUUUGAUUGGGACAGCACCAAAUUCUAUUUCCGCACUCCAGAACAGCAGGGGAGAAAUGUGGAACGUGGCAAGACUAUUGAUUAUGAGUUUCAGUUUGGGUCAACAUUUGGUCCACAUACCUCACAGGAUGAGGUAUUUCACACUGUUGCAAAAGACAUCGUAACUGGGUUCCUGUCAGGAUAUAAUGGCACUAUAUUUGCCUAUGGACAGACUGGAUCUGGUAAAACAUUCACUGUGGAAGGUGGGGCUAGGAGGUAUUCAGAUAGGGGUUUGUCACCAAGAGCAUUGUCCAUGAUAUACAGAGCAUUACAAAGUAGGACAGAUGAAGAUAUCAGUGUACAUGUAUCUUAUCUUGAAAUCUAUCAGGAAACUGGUUAUGAUUUAUUGAAUCCCAGUACAAGACAAGGCAAUGUUGUCACACAUCUACCAAAGGUUAGUGUUGUUGAAGGUCCUCAAAAUACUUGUAUUGUUCGCAACCUCUCUCAUCAUUUGGCGGCUGAUGAGCACAUUGCACAGGCAUUAUUGCUUCAAGGACAAGCCAACCGAAAAGUUGCAGAAACUCCCAUGAAUCAGCGUUCUUCAAGGUCACAUGCUGUAUUCACAAUUCACCUGACUGCAAGAUCACCGGAGUCAGAGGUCAUUACAAGAUCUAAGCUUGCUAAAACUGGGAUAUGGGGACAGCAAUUGGAUGAAGCCAAGUUCAUUAACUUAUCUCUUCAUUAUUUGGAGAGUGUUAUCAUAGCUUUACAGGAUCAAAUUAAAAAGACAGAAACAAGGCACAUCCCUUAUAGGAAUUCAUUACUAACCAUGGUUUUAAGAGAUAGUUUAGGUGGGAACUGUUUAACUGCUAUGAUAGCCACUGUAUCCAUAGAAGAAUCCAAUAUUGGAGAGACUAUGUCAACUUGUAGGUUUGCACAGAGAGUUGCUUGUAUUCAGAACCAUGCAAGUCGAAAUGAAGAACUCGAUGAUAAAAUGGUUAUCAAGAAACUAAGAAGACGUAUAGCUGAGUUAGAAGCGGAGAUUGCAUGUCUGAAGUCUUCACAAUAUGCAAAUCAGGACAAUUAUGAGGUACAUCUGAGCAACACUGAAGUAGAAAAUGCUGAAAAAUCUGAAAAGAUUCCCCGAACAAUUGGACUGUCUGAUGAUGAUAAGAAACUAUGUAGGAGAAUUAUGCAUGGUUUUAUUAGCGGUCAAAUUAAGGAUCCUGUAGCUGCUGGGAUUAAAGAUCCAUACAAAUUCAAAGAGUGUACACAGAUACUAAGAACAAUGCUGAUAACGUCGUAUGCACAGGAUGACAGCACUGAACUUAAAGAUGAAAGCAUCUCUUUGGAGAAUGAUAGAGGGCGCACUGUACAUAGAACAAGAACAAAAACUGGAAGCUAUGGGGAUCAAGAGUCUUCAACGCAAGAACGUAUGCAAGACAAAAGUGGCGAUACAAUGCCAAUGCCACGGCCUAGGAGAGCACAGAGUGCUCCAGUAACAACCAACAGAAGAGCCAGACGUAGCAGGCAAUUGGAUCAUCAGAAAGGUGUAGAGGAAGCACAUCAAACUUUAAGUCCAAGAGGAUCAAUGAGUGAUCAUGGUGCUAAGAGAAAUACUUACAAAUCACCAUUUGAAGAGAAACGCGAUCGCGACAUCAGAAGAAUAGGUGCCAAAGUAGAUAGACUCAAGGAAACACAAGUCAGUGAUCGCCAAGAUUUGCUUGAGUUUCAGAUUAGUAUUAAAGAAGAGCAGUUGGAGUUGAUGAAGGCGGAUAUCAAACAGGGUAAAUAUGAAAGAAGACUUAGGUUUGUCAGGGAACAGUUACAAAUUAUUGAGGAACAGCAGAGGCAGCAGAACUUUGGUGAAGCUGAACAAGAGAAGAAACAAGCUGAAUCUGAGAAUGAUAGACAAACCACAAGCUUUAAGGAAGAAUUGUUGAGAAAAUACCAAAUGAGAGAUGGGAAGGUGAAUUCCAGGAAAGUGUUGGAAGUACUGAGGAAAGAAGAACGCAAGCAGGAUAAGAUGCAAGCAACUAUAGAGCAUCAACGAAUACAGUCAGUCACCAACCACCUUGCUAUCAAAGAAGCUAAGACCAGACAAAAACUAGCAGAAUUCAAAGACAAACUCAAACAGUCCAAGGAAGAGAGGCAAAUAAGACCCAGCAGUCAUCCCUCAUCAUCUGGCAGUGAUGGGUUAUGGGCACAUUCAAGUGAGGUUGUCACUGAGGAUUGGCAUGCACAACAGGAUAGUAACAUCAUGAGCCCUUCAAAUACAUCAACUCCUGAAAGGUCUGGAUGGAUGAGCUCAACACCAAGCUCAGCUAAAAAGGAAUCACAAUUUUCUCCAAAUACUGGCACAUCAGAAUACACACACACAGGAUCAGAACUCUCACACUCACCAAUUACAAGCGCUUCACAUACAAACACAACAAGGAGAACAUUAUCAAUGCAAUAUGCUGAUAAGGGAGGUGAUACAGAACAAGAGAUGUCAUUAUUUACAACACCUUCCCAACAGAGAACCUCAUUUACUAACACAACUAAUGUGACUAAGCCAAAGAAUGUACCACAGAACAUUACUGUGGAAGACAUUGAAGACAGUUAUCCACAGAGUACACCUGUUACUUCAGCAAAUGAACAUAAAGAGAAAACUCCCAAAAAGUCACCUUUUGAUAAUACAUUUGCUUACACGCCAGCUAAAGUUCCUAAUAUGAUGGUGUCAGCCCAAAAGAAACAAGUUUAUAAUAGUGGAGACUUACCAAAGGAUAACAAACCAAAUGAAAGCAAAGAUUCUGAGAUGACUUACACCCCAAGUGACUAUGUUCAAAAUGAAAACAAAUUUACAUUUGAUCCACAUAAAUUUUCAUUACAAUCUAGAACUUUUGAUUCAGCAUUGCAUUCCAUGCUUGAUGAUUCUAGCAGCAGACCACUCAGCCCUCCUUCUAACAAGGACUAUGAUUGGUUCAGUAGUUCCAAAUGGUCCAAUUACAGUUCAGGCUAUGGUGACUCAGCCAUUCAGAGUGGAGUCUCUUCACCAAUUGGUACUAGAGUCCAGAGUGCACAAAUCUGGGCAAAUAACAAGUCACCAGAUGAAAAUCCACUGUCAAUGAAAGAGAAAUUAGCCAGAUAUCUUGAUAAGUCAUCCACUACUGCAGCCAAUAAGAAGUCACCUCCUAAAAUGAUGAUGGUCAGGAGAUCUGAACCUUGUGUUGUUUCUGGAGCAGGAGAGGACAUCAGCACACUCGCAUCAUCUUUGAAACUUGCCAAUCCCACUAUGGACUCAUUUGAAUCUGACCCAUUCUCUAUGUAUACCACUGCAUGUCUGUACUCAGAUGGGCACACCCAACAAGAAAAUGAAUCAGAGUCACCUCCAAAUCUCAAACUUGAUAACGACAGAAAAACAAGGGGGUCAGAUCAGAAGUGUAAGGACAUUGCAUCAAUGGAACUUGCUAAAAAGAAACCCACUAAACCUAAAAUAAAUGCAAUGGUUGAAUCGGAGCGUGAGAAGUCCUAUGUGAACUCAGUCAAACAGCAGAAAGAACGACGCCCACUAUUGGCCAUUUUAAAAGAUUGGUUACAGUAA
Saccoglossus kowalevskii is the source of this 3805-nucleotide messenger RNA. RefSeq lists its product as uncharacterized. The record is from RefSeq and is a predicted model, not a curated record. Gene Ontology annotation, biological process: microtubule-based movement. Gene Ontology annotation, molecular function: microtubule motor activity; microtubule binding; ATP binding. Lineage: Eukaryota; Metazoa; Hemichordata; Enteropneusta; Harrimaniidae.